AUGGCUUUCUCAUCCAGCAGCUCCCUCGGUAGCUUCAACGCUCUGCCCCUGAGCAAUGAGCCUUUCACAACAUAUGGGCCGAACACGAGCGAGCGAGAGUUGCUGAAGCAAGCAUUGAAAGAUGUAGAAGCCGGUGCCCCUUAUGAAGUGUUCCCUAACGUGAACGGCUGCGAUGAAACUGGCGACCUAUCGGAGACGCAGUGCAGCCCCUUCAAGCACAGCCUCGUCCUCGCCAAGUACUCGCAUGGUACGCCAGAGCUCGUAUCGAAGGCCAUCAAAGGAGCUCUCGAGGCGAAGAAGUCAUGGUGCCGAACUUCACUUCACGAUCGUGCGGCGAUCUGCUAUCGCGCAGUAGGCCUGCUGCGAGGACCGUACCGUUAUCGCAUGCUGGCCGCGACCAUGCUCGGACAGGGCAAGAAUGCCUAUCAAGCAGACAUUGAUUGCUACGCUGAGUCCAUCGAUUUCCUGCAAACAUUCCCAGCUCUGGCGGAGCAGCUGUACAAGAAUCAGCCACCCUUCAACGCUCCCAAUGUCUGGAAUCGAACAGAGGCGAGGCCGUUGGAUGGGUUCGUCUAUGCCGUCACGCCUUUCAACUUCACUGCUCUCGCUGUCAACUUGGUCAUGGCACCCAUCAUCAUGGGUAAUGUGGUGAUCUGGAAGCCAAGUCCUGGGGCCAUCUAUUCCAACUACCUCUUCCAGCAGAUUAUGAUAGAGGCUGGUCUGCCGCCCGGUGUUCUACAGUUUCUUCCGGGUGAUGCUGAGCUCGUUACCGACGUCGUCUUAAGCAGUCGAGAGCUGGGAGGCUUGCACUUCACGGGUAGCACAGCGGUGUUUCGGUCUUUAUCCUCAAAGAUAGGCGCUAACAUGAGCUUCUGGAGAUCUUAUCCUCGGGUCGUGGGCGAGACAGGUGGCAAGAACUUUCAUCUCCUACACCCCACGGCAGAUGUCAAGAACGCGGCUCUCAAGAGUGUCCGAGCAGCGUUCGAGUACCAGGGCCAGAAGUGUAGUGCGCUUUCUCGCAUCUACGUGCCUGAGAGCCUUGCGAAAGAAUUCAAGGACAUCGUGGCAAAGGAGGCUGAUGCCAUCAAGAUGGGCUCCGCUUUCACAGAUUUCAUGGGCCCCGUCAUCAGCCGGUCGGCUUUCAACAGGGUCUCUCAGUACAUCAAAGAGGCAAAGUCCGACUCAGUUGUCAAUAUCCUUGCUGGGGGCACAUUCGACGACUCAGAAGGAUUCUUCAUCCGACCAACCGUCAUUGAGACUACGGAUCCCAAGUCGAAAUACAUGAGCGAAGAGAUCUUCGGACCGUUUGUCUGCAUCUACGUCUAUAAGGACGAAGAUUAUGGCAGCGGACUGUUCGACCUCAUCGAAUCGACCACCGACUAUGCCUUGACUGGUGCAGUUUUCGCAAAGAACCGAGCGGCGAUCAUCGAAGCCACAGAGGGGCUGCGCUUCGCUGCUGGUAACUUCUACAUCAAUGAUCAGUGUACUGGGGCUAUGCCGGGCCAGCAGCCCUUCGGGGGGUCACGGGCGAGCGGCACGAAUGACAAAGCUGGAACAGCAGGUCUUCUUACGAGAUUCAUGUCGCAAAGGACGAUUAAGGAGAACUUCAGCAGCAUCAACAACAUCCUGUAUUCAUCAAAUUUAGAAUAA
Cyphellophora europaea CBS 101466 is the source of this 1650-nucleotide messenger RNA. RefSeq names its product 1-pyrroline-5-carboxylate dehydrogenase. The coding region runs from base 1 to 1650 and encodes 549 amino acids. Gene Ontology annotation, cellular component: mitochondrial matrix. The record is from RefSeq and is a predicted model, not a curated record. Gene Ontology annotation, molecular function: L-glutamate gamma-semialdehyde dehydrogenase (NAD+) activity. The transcript is spliced from 7 exons. Lineage: Eukaryota; Fungi; Ascomycota; Eurotiomycetes; Chaetothyriales; Cyphellophoraceae.